Misgurnus anguillicaudatus (oriental weatherfish) is the source of this 2234-nucleotide messenger RNA. Lineage: Eukaryota; Metazoa; Chordata; Actinopteri; Cypriniformes; Cobitidae. The record is from RefSeq and is a predicted model, not a curated record.
GGCGUUGGGCUUCGGCGAGAGAGAGAAAAGCAAAACAACGUUUUGAUCCCAUUUACCGGCUGCUUGCAUUUUUAGACCGUAGUAAAACACGAUCUCCAUUACUGCAACAGGGAGUUGUAGUCCACACAAUACUGAUAAAUGCAUUGUAACCCGUUCUGCACUAAAAUCAACCGAAAGCUGGUGAUCUCGCUUUAGUUACAUUUAAACCAGGUUGAAAAUGACUUCGAAACGCCUUAUCGAGCAGCCUCGAGCCGGCGAAAGUGCGCACGAGGGGGGCUGCGUCGGACAGCGCGACCCUGUCAUCGCAGUGAUGAUAGCGACACGCGAGAACGGAGUGUUGAAUGGAAAAGCUUGUAAAAUAAAUGCGCACCACGAAAGUGCUUUAAAGAAUUCAGGCAAGGAAACCUCUCCGAAUGGACAUUUUUAUACCUCAACGGGAGAGAGGCACUACAUUCAUAAAAAGUUUGCAUGUGGCAGAGAGGAGGAUGAACAUAGCUCAGCAUCAAGUGGGCUCAUUAAACAAGGCUGUCCUGCUCGUUGCCUGAUCUUAAAUGGCCACAGGCUACAAGACCAAAUCCACAUGGAGGUUCGGAGCCCUGUAGGAGGGCCGGAGGAGCUUGGAUGUCGUCUGCCAUCACCCAAGGCCUCGCACCCAUACAUGUCCUCCAUCAUCCCCGUCCCGCAAGACAGGAGGCCUUCUGGUCUUGCUGAUAAGGAGGUGUUAGCCGCCACCGUCCUGACCACACUGUCCACCAGCCCAUUGGUGCUAAACCCCGCCCCCAGCAUCUCAGGUGUAGAGCUGGCAGCUAAAGGCUGGAAGGAAAGCCUGUCGGCCAGCUACAGCAGCUCCACCAGUGGAAACUGGAGCUGGGACGCUAGUGACCAAUCAGUGCCCUCCACCCCAUCCCCACCUCUUUCCAAUGAUGCCGGAAAGAGCUUCCUGCUUUCUCAGAGUGAUGACAACAUUGAGGAAACUGAGAGUACACACUUCCUGUUUGAGGACCCCAUCCCCCGGAAACGAAAGAACUCCAUGAAGGUGAUGUUCAAGUGUCUGUGGAAGAACUGUGAUAAAGUCCUCAGCACAUCCUCAGGGAUCCAGCGGCACAUUCGCACCGUUCACCUGGGGCGAAAUGGAGAUUCCGAUUACAGCGAUGGCGAGGAGGAUUUUUAUUACUCGGAAAUCGAGGUGAACAUGGAUACGCUUUCGGAGGGGCUGUCCAACCUCACACCCACCUCCCCCACUACAUCCGGGCCUCCCCCUGUGUUUCCUGUCCUGGCUUGUGAUGCAUUUCGCUCUGAGCCGGCCCAUGUCAUCAACACCCCGCUCAGCCAAUCAGCGCCGUCCGCGCUGUGCCACAUUCGCACUGACCACGCUUACCAGCUUCAUACACACACACACUGUGUUUUUCAGGCCACAACCCCUGUCAGCAUUCCCAGCAUGCCCUCCGAACCGCCUCACAGCGAGGACAGGAUCAGUGUAUCCUGGCAAUCGCCCCCUGUUAUAUUUAAAGGGCUACCGGGCCCGAUGACUCAAAUACGCACUGUUAGCAUUGGCGAGAAGAGACAACCUUUAAACCACACGACCACCACCACCAGCAGCAAAACUCACACCAGCAGCACCGCCACUGCCAAACCCAGUAAUGGAAGCAGGAAACCCCGCGGUGAAGCCAAGAAGUGUCGGAAGGUAUACGGCAUGGAGAAGAGGGACCUGUGGUGCACGGCGUGCCGUUGGAAGAAGGCCUGCCAACGCUUUACUGACUGAGCUUUGAACUUUCACUCCUUCAAAUUGUGCUUCUCUAUCACCGGUGUUCCCACGAAUCGAGCACCGCUUGUUGUCCGUACUCUCAGAAAUGACUUGCGAGAGCUUGACGUAAUGUCCUUCUGAGGGACGUGGCGUUUAAACGUCACCGUUUCCUCCGAGCCACAAGAGGGUGCUCUUGUUUUUCCUACAGCUUCCGUAGCGGAACACUGAGAUUUUAUUAAAAAAUAAAAAAAAACUGAAGAAAAAAGAUAAAAGUGAAAAAGGUUUUCGAAAAAAUAAGCAUAUCAGCUUUUGCGUUAUAUGCGUUGUUAUAUAAAGGCAAAAAGGAAGAUUUUGCAUACGAAAUCCAGAAAAAAGACACUUUCAGAUGCAGGUUUUGUCGUUUAUUACAGUAGCUGAAGCUUAAGCUGAAGUUUAUGUGUGGCAGACUUUAUACAUGGCAGUUUUAACUGUUAAAAACUCUGUAAGCUAA